Cavenderia fasciculata is the source of this 666-nucleotide messenger RNA. RefSeq lists its product as uncharacterized. Bases 1 to 666 code for a protein of 221 amino acids. The transcript has 5 exons. Gene Ontology annotation, molecular function: protein binding. The record is from RefSeq and is a predicted model, not a curated record. Lineage: Eukaryota; Evosea; Eumycetozoa; Acytosteliales; Cavenderiaceae.
AUGAGUGUCAUUAUUCCAGGUCGAUUUAAUCUUGUCAAUUCUAAAUUUGUAGAAGUUGAUAAAGAUACCUUAUCAAAACAUAUAAAUAAAGAUGAUGAUUUGAAUAAAUACCAUAUAUUUGAUAUCUCUGGUAAUUUUAUAACAAGCAUUGCAUCACCUUCGAUUACAACCUACUUUCAUAAACUCACUGAACUACAUCUUAUCAACAAUGAAUUACCAAACAUUCCAGAAGAAAUUAACAAUAUAAUAACAUUAAAGAAACUAUACCUUUCAAAAAAUAAUAUUCAACAAAUAACAAAUAUAGAUAAACUAGUUGAUUUGGAGUUAUUGGAUUUAAGAGCAAACCAAAUUAAAGAAAUGUCAAACUUGGAAAAUAAUACAAAGAUUAAUAAUUUAUCAUUAUCAAGUAAUCAAAUUAUAAGUUUAAAUAAUUUAAAUAUAAAUAUGGAACAUUUGGAAUCACUCUUUUUAUUCUCCAACAAAUUGGAAAACCUACAAGAGACUUUGGAUAUACUAUCAAAGCAUUGUCCUAAAUUAACAAAGUUACUACUCACUGCCAACCCAUGCACAUCACUCAGUCGACCAAAAGAAGAACAACAAGUUUAUGAAAAUAAUGUUAAAAAGGCAUUACCAAACAUAAGAAUUUUAGAUUGGAAACCAUUAUAA